AUGGGCUCUGGCAUAUUUGAAUAUUUUCAUAUAUUGGAUCAACUAAGAUCUUACAGUAAUGUUCCAAAAGAGUUGAUAUAUUCCUUGCGGCCUUACAUCUUACUCAUAUACAGGUCAGAACAGCAAAACAAGUUCAGUGAACCUAUGCCAUGGAUUGGGAUCUAUAUCACCUUCGCCUCUCUGUUUUGCAUCCUUUCAAUGGUGGCUGAUUUAUUACAUGGUUUUAGGAACAGAAAAUUCUGGUUUCCAUGUAAAUAUUUCACUAUCAAUGCUGCUUCUCUCACUGUGAUAGCUGUUGCAAUAAAGCUACCCAUGGAUCUAACUACUCUAAUGCCAGGUUAUGUCGACCUAGCUGCAAAAAUUGGAAGCCUCUCCUUUAUGUGCACUAUGAUGGCUAAUUUAUUGCCUUCUUUAGCAACCAUGAGCAUAAAGGAACUUGUAUCAAACAUCAUAGCUUUAGCUGUCCUCGUAAUUACCUUGGUUGUGAACGUCUGCAUUCAAAUAAACACCGGAGUUAUCUCCUAUCAUGAAGAUGAUGAUCAAUACUUUUAUACGGUUAAUGAAGCAGGAAUUUCACAAUAUAAUAUGUACACAUAUACACCCGGUAAUGGCUUCAUAGCAUCACUUUAUGUGUUUAUGUUACUCUCGUUGCUUAUAAUAUAUGCGUGUUCAUCUUUAGCAAUUAUAAAGUCCACACAAAUUCUAGAAUCAAAAUACCAAGUGGCUCAUCGUAAAGCUCUAAAGGAUGAAGAGUUUCACCAGCCAGGAAUAUUAACUAUUGAGAAGCUAAAGCAGCAUGUGAGCAACUACUGGAUCAUGGCAGGAACCGGAAACCCCAGUUCAUGA
This is a messenger RNA of Lactuca saligna, 846 nucleotides long. Lineage: Eukaryota; Viridiplantae; Streptophyta; Magnoliopsida; Asterales; Asteraceae. The record is from the annotation of a GenBank genome assembly.